AUGCAUUUCCCAUUUGUUAAUUCAACAAAAAUCAUCAAAGAAAGUCCCGAAAUGGGUUGUAUCCAGUCACGAAAAGAGAAGAGCACCGAGACUCCCCCUUUCUACAUUGAGCAAGAGAAGAUCGACCCAAACGAAGCCGGGUACUUGGCGGAUGAUGAUAUGAGCAAAUGGUCAGUUCUUCGAUUGGAAAACGAGAAAAUAGAACGAGAUGCGAAUUCGAAAAGGCGGAAAAGAAGACAGCUACAGGCUGCCAAAGAUCUUCAAAUUCAACUCGAGCAACAACUUGAUGAUUUUUCUUUUCAAACGGAAUAUUAA
Messenger RNA from Oikopleura dioica, 315 nucleotides. The record is from the annotation of a GenBank genome assembly. NCBI's taxonomy places the organism in Eukaryota, Metazoa, Chordata, Appendicularia, Copelata, Oikopleuridae.